Molecule: messenger RNA, 1756 nt
Organism: Exophiala oligosperma
Lineage: Eukaryota; Fungi; Ascomycota; Eurotiomycetes; Chaetothyriales; Herpotrichiellaceae
Exons: 1
Coding region: 273-1478 (401 amino acids)
Source: RefSeq, a predicted model, not a curated record
AUACUGUAUUUGCACGCGUUUUCGUAUGUUGAACAACCGUGGAUUGUCAUACUCUGUCCAACACAUCUUUUCUACUUCACGUUGAGCUGGCAAUAACGACCAAGCCAUGGUUGGUCUCUUCAAUUUUUCAUCACUGAGCCUUUCUUGAGGUUGUUAACUGGCCUCCGUCGCCUUCACACGAACAGCCGACUCUGCUUCUACAACCCUUGCCCCCCUCUUCACCCUCCUCCUUCCUGUCCCGCAGGUGACCAUGAGCGGAUGAGCUAGCCAUCAUGUCCGACAUCGAGGACUAUACAUAUUCUCCCUAUGACGAUAUUGAGGACAUCUUAGACGAUGUCGACCCUGCCUUAGAGCUGGCUGACGACCUUGCCGAUCAUACCAUGCCGAGCCCCGUAUAUCAAGAUGAGAUUGCUGGUUAUGAUAUGCAAGAGUACUUCAGUGAUUGGGAUUACUAUUCCGAUGACUACAUGGACGAUGAUCCGUCCUUACUGAAAAUAAACCCACAAGACGGCACUGCACCGAAUCAAUCCACACCACAGAAACCUGAAGCAAAAGCUGAGAAGCGGGGAACGAAGAGGAAAUUGGCGGACCGUCUCAAUGCACCACUAUCUGACGAAGAACUGUUGGUGAGAAACAUCAAGGGAACUUUGUGGGCAACGCCAAUAUCGCCUCGCACGCCACCAUAUCGGAAAGAGGAGGACUCAAAAGUGGCACUGAUGAAGAACUGGAGAGAGAUCUUUGCAAUCACAGACAGUGGCUGGGGUCGCAAUGGUGCCAAUCCCGAGGAAGAUGAGUCUUGGGCGAAGGACAUGAGUCUGGCAGACAUGGGUUUACAGAACGUGCAAGGAAAGCGAAUGGACCAAAAUGUACAGCGUGACGAUGAUGCUGAACGAGGCAGAGACGAGGAGGGCGAUGACUACGAUGAGGUGGUUCUAGCAGCAGAAGACGUGGGGGUGGAUGAUUUGAGACACCUAAGUGCAGCCAUUGAGACGAAAUAUGGUGACGAGGUGAGAGAAAUCGAGGGUACGGAAUCAACACCACCACCUGAGGGAACAGAGACAGUCGCUCUUGCGAAGAUAGCAGAGGAUUCUGUCGUCGACGGAGAACCACCUCGAAAGCGACGCCGAAUGCAGGAAGAGUUGGCAACUUCUCAAGCCUCGGAAUCUGCUACCGCCGGAAAGGUGACCAGCACACGCAGUAGCGCAACCGAGUCUAGCUCACUGGUCGGGACAAGGCUGAAAGAAACCAGGUCGAAAGCUCAGGCCGACUCACAACCGCACAAGUAUGACAAGCCUUCUGGGACGAACGGAUCUGCGCCGGCUCAGAAAAAGAAGAGAAAGGCAAUCGAGGAACCCGCGGAGUCAGCCAUUUCGAGGUCUACCGCGAGUAGUCGUGCGAAGCGGGUGGCAGCGACUGAGUCCAAGUCAUCUGUUAGGUCUGUGGACGCUCCACGUCGCACGCGACAGUCGAAGAAAUGAUAUCCGUGUGGACGAUGCAUUGAUGUGACACCGGCUGGUACCGGCAACAUGACUUUUAUACGCAUAAUGAUUCAUAGCGGUUAAAAUGCAUGUUUGGUACUAGGUAGAUUGGAACGAGCACACGAAUUAACAAUGCCCAGAUAUACUUGCUGCGGAGGUGGUAUUGGAACGUCGAAUCUAGCUUACAUCUGCAGGACUGCCAUAGAUAGACCAAGGAUGUCACGAUACAGGUAAUUAUUCGCAGUUAGCAACUGUCAUGUAAUGGUAGCAAUUCGAAG